AUGAAGGCAGUCGCAGUUAUCUCGGCACUUGCUGCCGCUUCGACCGUCGCAGCCAUUACAGACACUCAGAUUCUGCAAUUCGCUCUCACACUCGAACAUCUGGAAUCUACCUUCUACAAGGGCGUCCUUGCUCGCUUUGAUGCCCAUGACUUUGCCAAAGCUGGCUACGGACCUUCAGUCAGACAGCGCAUCGUCGAGCUCGGCAGCGACGAACAGACCCACGUCAAUUAUCUCACCGCUGCGCUCAAGCAGGAUGCGGUUGGCCCAUGCAAGUACUCGUUCCCUUAUAACAGUGUGACCGGCGCAUUGGGCUUGGCCAGAGUGCUCGAAUCGGUUGGCGUGUCGGCUUAUCUAGGAGCAGCCCCUGCCAUCAGCUCGCCUGCCUAUCUCGAGGUUGCCGGUUCUAUCCUUUCGGUCGAAGCGCGUCAUCAAGGCUACGUGGCAGAAACUCAGAAGCAGUCCGGCUUCCCGAGCCCCUUCGAUAUCGGCAUUGAUCCCUCGCAAGCAUACACGCUCGCUGCGCAAUUCAUCGUGCCUGGCUCGUGUCCUGCUGCUGUCGGCGCAUUGCCAGUCCAGGAUUUCCCCGCACUCACUGUAGAGACGGCCUCGCCCGCAGCUGGCAAGCCAAUCUCUUUCAAGUUUGCGUCCAAGUCCUCAGCUCAGAAGUACGCUCACUUCAUCUUUGCCAACGCUGGCGGCGCGAUGGAUAUCGGUCUGCCUCUCAACUCCAAGGACACCGUCACUUUCCCCAAGGGCGCACUUGGCCCAGUCUACAUCAUCAUCACUGACUCUGCCGACGCUGUCACUGAUGCUCACACGAUUGCCGGACCUGCCAUCGUUCAGCUCAGCGACCCCGAUGUGUCCUCCAAGCCAUGGGGCAAGCCUGCCAAGAGCCACAAGAAGAAGCCCUGCAAGAAGUCCCACAAGGCCUAA
Mixia osmundae IAM 14324 is the source of this 933-nucleotide messenger RNA. RefSeq lists its product as uncharacterized. The record is from RefSeq and is a predicted model, not a curated record. The transcript is spliced from 2 exons. Lineage: Eukaryota; Fungi; Basidiomycota; Mixiomycetes; Mixiales; Mixiaceae. Bases 1 to 933 code for a protein of 310 amino acids.